CCACUCGUGGGGAGCAGCGCACGCGUCAGGAGGUGUCGGCAUUCAUGCAAAAUCUUUCGUGUGCCUGUGUGUGAUGCUCUUGUUUGUAGUAACCAGAGAAAUGAAGAUGGGAGACGAAGAGGAGGGGAGGAAGACCUUAACUCAGAGACUGCAGGAGGAAGAGGAGGAGAAGGUGGAGGCAACCACUAGAAGAACAGAUGAUGAAGAUGUAGAUGAUGAGAGGACAAACCACAGCCAGGAUGAUAAAGAUGAAAACAAUGCUGGGACGAAGAAGAAGAAGACGAAGACGAAGACGACUAGUGGUCAAGACAGGAAGUGUAUUCCAGGUAUCAUCUACCUGGGUCAUAUUCCUCCGAGGCUCCGCCCCAAACACCUGAGGAACCUGCUGUCUGUGUACGGAGAGAUUGGACGAAUAUUCCUCCAACCUGAAGACCACCAGGUAAAGAAGAAGAGGAGGAAGGCCGGCUCGCGGAGGUGUGACUUCACUGAAGGGUGGGUGGAGUUCAGGGACAAACUGGUGGCGAAGCGAGUGGCGGCGUCGCUGCACAACACUCCGAUGGGAACCAGGAAGAGGCAGCGCUUCUCAUCCGACCUCUGGUCCAUCAAGUACCUGCACAGGUUCCAGUGGACUCACCUGAGCGAGCGGCUGGCUUACGAGCAGACGGUGCUGCAGCAGCGACUCAGGACUGAAGUUUCUCAGGCCAAGAGAGAAACUAACUUUUACCUGAACAAUGUGGAGAAGAGCACUCACCUGGACAAACAGAGGAAGAAGAGACUGAGAGACGGAGAGCAGGUGGAUGAGAAGACGUGGGACUUCACACAGCGUCAGACAGAGGAAGAUAUCCAAACAAAGAAAAGGAGGAAAGACUCGGUUACCCAGAAGCACCUGGACAGGGCCCACCUCAUUCAACAGAAGAGCCAAUCAAAUGUCCCACUGUUAGCCAAGAUUUUCAACUCCAACCAAUCAGACUGACCACAGAGACGACUGUUUUUCCAUUGGUAAAGACUGUUUCCAUGGAAACACAAAACAGCAUCGAGUUUCUCAUCUGUUUCUUGUUAAAUAAACAUUUGAAAUUCUCAAUAAACAUUA
This is a messenger RNA of Melanotaenia boesemani (Boeseman's rainbowfish), 1090 nucleotides long. It is a transcript of the gene abt1, whose product is annotated as activator of basal transcription 1. Bases 74 to 973 code for a protein of 299 amino acids. Gene Ontology annotation, molecular function: RNA binding. Lineage: Eukaryota; Metazoa; Chordata; Actinopteri; Atheriniformes; Melanotaeniidae. The record is from RefSeq and is a predicted model, not a curated record. Gene Ontology annotation, cellular component: nucleolus. The transcript is spliced from 6 exons. Gene Ontology annotation, biological process: endonucleolytic cleavage in ITS1 to separate SSU-rRNA from 5.8S rRNA and LSU-rRNA from tricistronic rRNA transcript (SSU-rRNA, 5.8S rRNA, LSU-rRNA); small-subunit processome assembly; endonucleolytic cleavage in 5'-ETS of tricistronic rRNA transcript (SSU-rRNA, 5.8S rRNA, LSU-rRNA).